Penicillium brasilianum is the source of this 1197-nucleotide messenger RNA. NCBI's taxonomy places the organism in Eukaryota, Fungi, Ascomycota, Eurotiomycetes, Eurotiales, Aspergillaceae. The record is from the annotation of a GenBank genome assembly.
AUGAGAGUCCAAGGGAGUGUAAUGCCUCAGAUGAUUUUACCGCUACUGCUUGUUGGGGGCUGGGCCACUCUGAUUACCUGCAUUUCUCAUUUCAAACAUAACCUUGGUAUCAACAAUAUCCUUCUUACUGUCCUAGGUUUCGUGGUCGGGUUGUCAUUGUCUUUUCGUGGCUCAACUGCGUACGAAAGAUGGGCGGAUGGACGCAAGUACUGGGCAGGGCUCAUUCAAACCUCGCGUAACUUGGCCCGCAUCAUCUGGGUGCACAUUGACGAACGGGAAGGAGAGGAGAAUAGCAAGGUGGACAUUCUGAGAAAGAUAUCAGCGAUGAACCUCAUUCUCGCCUUCGCCGUCUCAUUGAAACACAAGCUCCGCUUUGAACCAGAUGUCGCCUAUGAGGAUUUGGCCGGUCUCAUCAGCCAUUUAGAUACAUUUGCGCUAGACGCACACGAUAAUAGCGUUGUAUCGCCGCACUCCAAAACGCCCUGGAAAUCCAUGGGAGAGUAUCUGGGGUUCUCAUUCGCCAAGUCUAACCCUCGCAAAUUGGUCAAGAGAUCCAAAAAACCCCUGGGACAUCUCCCGUUUGAGAUCCUCGUACAUUUAUCUGCCUACGUUGAGAGUUGCGUCAAGAAUGGCACACUCUCAUUGCCCUUAUACCAGGGUCAAGUCAUGACCCUGCUGUCCUCGCUAAACGAAAUCUUGACCGGAACGGAGCGAGUCCUGGAUACGCCUCUACCCGCAGCUUACAGUAUCGCCAUAUCACAAAUUUCUUGGGUUUACGUGAUGCUCCUCCCCUUCCAGUUGUACAAUUUCUUGCAUUGGACUACAAUUCCCGCAUCUCUAGUGGCCGCAUACAUCAUCAUCGGCCUACUCUUCAUCGGUAGUGAGAUUGAAAAUCCCUUCGGCGAAGACGUCAAUGACCUACCACUCACAGCAUACUGUCACCAAAUUGCCAAAGAGCUUGAUAUCAUCACUGCCACCCCACCUCCAAACGUGGAAGACUUUAUGGGUCGCCCGGAAAAUCUUGUUCUAUUUCCCCUCAGUCAGGAUGGGUAUCCUACGUGGAAGGAUAGGAGUAAGGCAGAUAUCCGUGCUGCCCUACGUGCGAAAUUCGUUACCAAUCCAGGUGCUGUGGAUGGAUCGAAUGCCUCUACCACGGGAAUGAGUUUCUCGACGCGGAAAACAAUGGAGUCCGUGUGA